AUGAAGGAUGACGAUGUCCUCACUAUUGUUGGGGCCAUUGGCGCCAUCUUAGGUAUCAUUGUCGUUGCAAUCCGCUUUUAUGCCAGGCAUAUGACGAACAAUAAACUUGGUUGGGAUGAUUGGUGCAUUCUCAUCUCGACUAUCACAGUGAUAGGAGGGGAUGUUCUUGUCAUCGUCGCAAACUCUAUGUAUCCGAAUAGUGCCGAAGCAGCCUCACACAAAGAUCCGAGUUACGAAUAUACCGAAGAUGACAUCCAUUAUACGAAGCUGAGCUUUGCAACAACGAUCAGCAACUGCCUCAACUGCAUCCCUCUCAAAUAUGUCUGGAUUAAUGCCAAGGCCGACCCACGAUACUGUAUUAACUACAAUAUAUACUGGAUGGGAUGUGGCUUGACUGAGUGUGCAAUUGAUAUGCUCAUUCUUCUGGUGCCUAUACGGACAAUAUCUGGCUUGAAAUUGAGCCGGUCCAAGAAGAUUGCCGUGGCAGGUGUCUUCAUGUUAGGUACCUUCGUUAUUAUAUCUGGGAUCGUCAAGGUAGCACUCAGCUACGUCCCUGGAAGCCGACAGCCAAAUUUCGGGCAGACUUCAUUGUGGUCAUCCAUCCACAUAUCUACUGGGAUCAUCGGGGCGUGUCUUCCGAUUUGCUGGCCCGUCUUCAUCCGCCUCGGAGGCAUUUUGUCCUCCAAAGCGCCUGCUGUCUCAUCCGUUCGAGGGCAGUGGUACGGUUCCAGCCGUGGAUCAACUCGUGGCACUUCUAAAAUAAUACGCUCACAAGAGCAUCCAGCCUAUGGCCUUCACGAUCCAUCGACCGGCCAGUCUGACGUUCAUGAGCUGCUGCAGCAUAAAGAGAAUGUGCGCACGUCAGUGCCUUCCAUCGGCAAUAAUACUAAUCCAGAAUCAGAUACUUAA
Clonostachys solani is the source of this 909-nucleotide messenger RNA. Lineage: Eukaryota; Fungi; Ascomycota; Sordariomycetes; Hypocreales; Bionectriaceae. The record is from the annotation of a GenBank genome assembly.